UGCUACUUUGUUUACUAUUCCAUUCUAUUUUUUAGCCCCUUUAUUUUGUAUCGCAAGUUUCGAUUCAUCGCUCGUAAUUGUUCCUGUUUAUUUAAUCAAAUGUUCAGUCGAGCUGAACGGGUAAACGGAACAGUAACACUUUGUAGUGGUAGAUGAUAAUAAAAUGAUAUUUCAAAGGUUCAAUGUCCAACAUUAUAGUCAGUUGCUGAUUGCUAGUGUCUUAGCACUAAGACAAACGCCACUCAUCCGGAGCUGGAGGAAUUACUUCGAUAGAAACAACUUGACUCAGCUGCGACGACAGAAACCUUUUGUAUUUGAAAGAUUACUGCAACGGGAAACGUUACCAAAAGUUCGUGAAACUCAGCAAACCCGUAAUACAAUACCAAUUGCCUUUUUUGUGUCACUCUCGUUGUUUUCCUCAAGCGAAUCUAAACCAGCCGCUGAAGCAAAAACCAAACAAACCAAAAUGACUGAAGAAACUGCGAAAAAUCUUGGCGAUACGAUUCAACAUUCCGAUCAGCUGUUCGACGAGAACAAUUUUCAGGAAGCUUACGAUUUACUUCAAAAAUGUUUGGAACCCGAAAAAUUCGAAAUCAAAUGGCGUUUAGCACGGGUGCUGUACAACCUUUCGAAAACCGUCCCAAGUCCGAAAAAAGAAGAAAUGAUUCGCGAAAGCUUCAAAUUAGCUAACGAGGCUCUUGCACUGGAUGACAACAACUAUCUUUCCCACAAAUGGUACUCGAUUACGUUGGACGCGAAGAGCGGUCUGGAUGGCAUCAAAGAACGUGUAACUCAGCUGGAAAACGUAAAACUGCACAUGAGAAAAGCAGUCGAGCUCAACCCUGACGAUGCCACCAGCUGGUACAUUUUGGGACAGUUCUAUUACGGUCUGGCUGAACUACCCUGGUACCAGCGAAAGAUAGUGUCGACCAUUUUCGCCACUCCACCGACCGGAACGUACGAGGAGGCCCUGGAGUGUUUCGAGAAAGCUGAAAACACUAAGCCCAACUUCUACUCAAUGAACUAUUUGAUGCUGGGGAAGACCUACCAAGCGCUGAAAAAAAUGGACAAGGCAAAGGAAUUUCUCACCCUGGCAGCCAAUGUGACGGUGCUUAACGAGGACGAUAAGGAGGCAAAGGAAACAGCAACGAAGUUGUUGAAAAAACUGUAGUUUUAGAUAUUUGGCAAUUAGGACAACGUGACAAUUAUUUUGAUCUAUUGAUCUUAUUAUUAUGAGAGUUAAUGUUAAGAGAGGGGGAGUUUAAUAAAAAAAGGAUUCGGUUUUUUUGGCAUAA
Messenger RNA from Wyeomyia smithii (pitcher-plant mosquito), 1295 nucleotides. Its product is annotated as regulator of microtubule dynamics protein 1-like. Gene Ontology annotation, molecular function: microtubule binding. Lineage: Eukaryota; Metazoa; Arthropoda; Insecta; Diptera; Culicidae. Bases 164 to 1171 code for a protein of 335 amino acids. The record is from RefSeq and is a predicted model, not a curated record. Gene Ontology annotation, cellular component: mitotic spindle pole; spindle microtubule; cytoplasm. The transcript is spliced from 3 exons.